This is a messenger RNA of Fonsecaea pedrosoi CBS 271.37, 1011 nucleotides long. RefSeq lists its product as uncharacterized. NCBI's taxonomy places the organism in Eukaryota, Fungi, Ascomycota, Eurotiomycetes, Chaetothyriales, Herpotrichiellaceae. The coding region runs from base 1 to 1011 and encodes 336 amino acids. The record is from RefSeq and is a predicted model, not a curated record. The transcript is spliced from 4 exons.
AUGGCUUCUUUGACAAACUCAAAUGCCGGCGCCAGUCGACUAGGUCAAGAGAGCGACGAGUUGGAAAUAGACCCUGGGUACGACACCGAGGACUCUGGCCUCGAGCAGGACUCAAUCUUGACUCAGUCAGUUCGGUCGAGUAUAUAUCAAUACAAGGUCGGGAACGGCCGGACAUACCAUACAUAUAAAGAAGGCCAAUAUUUCAUGCCCAACGACUCUGCCGAGCACGAACGCAUGGAAUUACAACACCGGGCAAUGUUUCUUGCUGCUGGCUCCCAGCUCUUCUAUGCGCCUGUCAAGAACCUCCACCAUAUCUUGGACCUGGGCACCGGCGUCGGAACGUGGGCCAUCGACGUCGCCGACGCGCACCCAGAGACUAUCGUGACAGGUGUUGACCUGAGCCCUAUCCAACCCACGGUCGCUCCACCCAAUGUCAAGUGGGAGAUGGACAAUGUCGAGGAUAAGUGGACGUGGCCUCAAACCAUUUCGAUCUCAUAUACGGCCCAUUCAUACUCAGUUGAAGUAUCGCGGAUUUACCAAAGGUCUUCCGGCAGGCUUUCAUGUAACAUCCUACUCAACCUCCGGAGCGACCACGUUCCCAUCAGACCAGACAACCCUGUUGACGAGUGGUGUCGUCUGCUGCGACAAGGCAUCACUGGCAUGGGAAGACACCUUGACCUGGACUUUGAGAAACUAGGAGAAUUGAUGAGAGAGGUUGGAUUCGUUGACGUGGUAGUCAAGCCAUUCAAGAUCCCAAUCGGUCGGUGGCUGUCCGAUCCACGUUUGAAGGAGGCGGGGGUGUAUCAACUAUACGCAAUGUUGGACGGUAUCCAAGCAUUGACUCUUGCCAUAUUUACGCGCUGCUUGGGCUGGGAGCCGGAACAGGUCCAGGUAUUCCUUGCUGAUGUGCGCAAAGAAUUCACGGCGACGAAGCGAUAUACCUAUUGGCCAUGUGCCGUCAUAUAUGGCAAAAAGCCUGUAGCCGUGUCCUCGAUAGGCUCUGCGCUAUGA